UUCGCAAUUGUUCCUGGAAAACAGAACAGAGAAGAGAAAAGGGAAGGAAAACAGAGCAGAGAAGAGAAAAGAAGAAGAAAGUUUGUGAUCUUAAAAAUGGGAAGCGAAGAAGAGAAGGGGGAAUUCUACCUGAGAUAUUACGUGGGGCACAAGGGAAAGUUCGGCCACGAGUUUCUUGAAUUCGAGUUCAGACCCGACGGCAAGCUCCGUUACGCCAACAACUCCAACUACAAAAACGACAUCAUGAUCCGCAAGGAGGUGUACCUUACUCCCGCUGUUUUACGUGAGUGUCGCCGCAUAAUUGCAGAGAGCAAAAUCAUGAAGGAGGACGACAACAUCUGGCCGGAACCCGAUCGGGUGGGGCGCCAGGAGUUGGAGAUUGUCAUGGGGAACAACCACAUUUCCUUCGCAACUUCCAAGAUUGGGUCUCUCGUCGACGUUCAAUCAAGUGCCGAUCCGGAAGGCCUUCGAAUCUUUUACUUUCUUGUCCAGGAUUUGAAGUGUUUUGUCUUCUCUCUCAUUUCUCUCCACUUCAAGAUCAAGCCCAUAUAAGGUGUUCGAAAUAUUUGAGGGUGUAACCCCUGUACCAAAGUGUUGAUUGGAAAUGUUACAUUUGGAAGUAAUGCGUUUUUUUAUCAGGAUUUAUUGAAAUGGAAAAAAUAUUUUUGUA
This is a messenger RNA of Vigna angularis (adzuki bean), 670 nucleotides long. Its product is annotated as protein mago nashi homolog 2. Bases 97 to 552 code for a protein of 151 amino acids. Gene Ontology annotation, cellular component: nucleus; exon-exon junction complex. The record is from RefSeq and is a predicted model, not a curated record. NCBI's taxonomy places the organism in Eukaryota, Viridiplantae, Streptophyta, Magnoliopsida, Fabales, Fabaceae. Gene Ontology annotation, biological process: RNA splicing. The transcript has 2 exons.